GUGACACAGUUAUACUCACACAGUCUGUAUUUGGAUGUGAUGAUUGGAUGGUCAGCUUAUAUAUCAGUUACACUCGACUGGACACUGUGACAACAUUAAGCUUCAGAUAAAGUUACAGACAACCCAUCAUCCAGUGAACAAAUUCGCGUAAUAGUAGUCGGUUUUACAUGUGACGUGGUUUUAGAACAAAAACAUUUCCUCCCGGAACAACGUCGUAACACGUGUUUCAGAGGCCUGUUUGUGAGUUGUAAAAAUAUGGGUGAGAAAGACACAAACUCCGUUUCUUCGUCUGAUGCUUCAGAUACAGUGAAACUUAAGAAGGAACUUGGGCUUCACAAUGGAGUUGCGAUAAUUGUUGGAGUGAUAAUUGGGGGCGGUAUUUUCAUAUCGCCUAAAGGAGUGCUUCAGGAGGCUGGAUCAGUCGGCCUUUCCCUCCUCAUAUGGGUACUGUGCGGACUCAUAUCUCUUAUAGGGGCUAUGUGCUAUGCCGAACUUGGCACCAUGAUCUUGAAAUCAGGUGCUGACUAUGCUUAUAUUCGCGCGGCUUUUGGUAAUUUACCUGCUUUUUUAUACCUUUGGGUGGCGAUAGUAAUUAUUUUACCCACCGGUAAUGCCAUAACGGCAUUGACUUUUGCUGAAUACAUACUCGAACCAUUGUUUCCGUGUGAAUCGCCAAAAUAUGCCAUUCAACUAUUAGCUGCACUUUGUAUCACACUUCUUACAUUCAUCAACUGUGUAAACGUGAAAUGGGCAGCUCGAGUCCAAGAUAUCUUCACAGUUACGAAAAUUGCAGCUCUUAUUAUCAUUAUCAUCACAGGAAUGGUCUACCUUUAUACAGGUGACAGAGAAAGUUAUCAAGAACCAUUUAAGGGCUCUACCACUGAACCUGGGAACUUUGCUCUAGCUUUCUACUCUGGGCUUUUCUCAUAUGCAGGAUGGAACUACCUGAACUUUGUCACCGAGGAAAUCAAAGAUCCAUACAAAAAUUUACCACGAGCCAUUGGUAUCUCCUUGCCUUUAGUGACAAUCAUCUACGUCCUGGCCAACAUUGCCUACUUUGCAGUGCUCACACCUGUUGAAAUGCUGAAGUCGGACGCUAUAGCUGUGACAUUUGCUGAUCGAACCUUAGGAGUGAUGGCUUGGACAAUGCCCGUAUUUGUAGCUUGUUCAACAUUUGGAGGUCUCAAUGGGGCAAUCUUUACCUCAGCCAGGUUAUUUUUUGUCGGUGCUCGUCAAGGACAUUUGCCAGGUUUCUUAGCGACAAUAAACUACAAAUUCUUCACACCUCUUCCUUCUCUGGUGUUUGGGUGUAUAAUGUCACUCAUCAUGCUGUGUUGGAGUGACAUUUACGCAUUAAUAAACUACGCCAGUUUUGUGGAGUCCUCAUUUAUUGGAAUAAGCAUAGCAGGCAUGCUGUACAUGCGGUACAAAUACCCAGACUGGGAACGACCCAUCAAGGUACACAUAUUCUUCCCCUGUUUCUUCAUGGUGAUCUGCCUGUUUUUGUUUAUCAUGCCCCUGACGGCGAGUCCCAUGGAGUGUUUUAUGGGUCUGUUAAUGGUUGCUACAGGAAUUCCAGUGUACAUCUUAGGAGUCAUGUGGGAAAAGAAGCCAGAAGCCUUCAAAGUUUUGACGGAAAAAUUCACCAAAUUCACACAAAAGCUAUUUUUGUGUGUGAGGGAAGAGCUGAAGGAAGACUAAAGAUCUAGCUUGGCCAUGUGAUGACUCUGUACAACAAGGACUACAGCUAUACUGAUCAAAUACUGCAGACAGGAGACCGAUGUACAACACAGACUACAGCUAUACUGAUCAAAUACUACAGACUGGAGACCGAUGUACAACACGAACUACAGCUAUACUGAUCAAAUACUACAGACAGGAGACUGAUGUACAACACAGACUACAGCUAUACUGAUCAAAUACUACAGACUGGAGACCGAUGUACAACACA
Messenger RNA from Pecten maximus, 1951 nucleotides. RefSeq names its product Y+L amino acid transporter 2-like. Gene Ontology annotation, biological process: amino acid transmembrane transport. Gene Ontology annotation, cellular component: membrane. The record is from RefSeq and is a predicted model, not a curated record. The transcript is spliced from 10 exons. Bases 256 to 1701 code for a protein of 481 amino acids. NCBI's taxonomy places the organism in Eukaryota, Metazoa, Mollusca, Bivalvia, Pectinida, Pectinidae. Gene Ontology annotation, molecular function: L-amino acid transmembrane transporter activity.